AUGAUCUACGACAACAUCCUCCAGACAGUCGGUAACACACCAAUGGUCCGCAUCAAUCACCUUAAUCCAAACCCAAAGGUCCAAAUGUACGCUAAACUUGAAGGUUUCAACCCAACAGGUUCAGUUAAGGAUCGUAUCGCUCUCAAGAUGAUCGAACAAGCUGAAGCAGAAGGCAAACUCCAGCCAGGAUCCACAAUCAUCGAAGCUACAUCCGGAAACACUGGUAUCGGUCUUGCUAUGAUCGGCCGUGUUAAGGGCUACAAUGUCGUCAUCGUCAUGAGUGAAGGUGUUUCAAUCGAACGCCGCAAGAUGAUCAAGGCUUUCGGAGCUGAAAUCAUCCUUACAGACAAGAAGCUCGGCACAGAUGGCGCCAUCCGUAAGGUUGCUGAAAUUCUUAAGGAGAACCCAGGAAAGUACUUCAAUCCAAACCAAUUCUCAAACGAAUACAACAAGAUCGCUCACUACAAGACAACAGCCGAAGAAAUCUGGGCUCAGACACAAGGCAAGGUCACACACUUCGUCUCUGCUGUCGGAACAUCCGGAACACUUAUGGGUGUUGGAAAGAACCUUCGUGAGAAGAAUCCAGCCAUCAAGAUCGUUGAAGCUCAACCAACAAAGGGCCACUACAUCCAGGGUCUCAAGUCCAUGGAAGAGGCUAUUGUUCCAGCUAUUUACGAUCCAUCCCAGAUCGAUGAACACAUCCUCAUCGAAUCUGAAGCUGCUUUCGAUAAGGCACGCGAAGUUGUUGCCAAGGAAGGUAUCUUCAUCGGUAUGUCUGCUGGUGCUGCUAUGCUUGCUGCCCAGAAGGUCGCUGAAAAGCUUGAUGAAGGUGUUAUUGUUGUUCUCUUCGCUGAUAGAGGCGAGAAGUACCUUUCCACAAAGCUUUUCGAUACAGAAUAA
Molecule: messenger RNA, 900 nt
Organism: Trichomonas vaginalis G3
Lineage: Eukaryota; Parabasalia; Trichomonadida; Trichomonadidae
Product: cysteine synthase family protein domain-containing protein
Exons: 1
Coding region: 1-900 (299 amino acids)
Cellular component (GO): cytoplasm
Molecular function (GO): cysteine synthase activity
Source: RefSeq, a predicted model, not a curated record